CGACGUAGGAAUGUGAUCCCGCCUGAGGGGCGCUCCGUGGGAGGAACCUAACGGGGAAAGGAGGGCUGUUGUUGUCCUGCUCCCGCAGCACUGCCUGUCCCCGCACCACCCGCACGGACACGGAUCAGCGCAGGCAGCCCUCCCGGAAAGCAGCCAGGAUGUCUCAGGAGCAGCAGGCAGUGGCUCGUGCCAGAAAAGCCUUUGAAACAGGUAGAUCCAAACCCCUGGAGUACCGCAUCAUCCAGCUGAAGAACCUGCAGCGGCUGUUCGCCGAGCGGCAGAAGGACAUUGCAGAUGCUGUAAAGAAAGAUCUUAAUAAGAGCGAGUGUGGGACGCAGCUGUAUGAGACUCUGGGUGUGGAGGGAGAGAUCGACCUGGCUCUCAAGAAGCUGAAAGAAUGGGCCGCUCCCCGACCCGUGGAGAAGAACCUGCUGACGCUCUCGGACACGGUGUACGUGAAGCCCGAGCCCCUGGGGGUGGUGCUGAUCAUCGGGGCCUGGAACUACCCCUGGGCCAUCACCAUCCAGCCCCUCAUCGGAGCCAUCGCUGCUGGUAAUGCAGCGGUGGUGAAGCCCUCAGAAGUCUGCGUUCACACUUCAAAAGUUAUGGAGGAACUGCUGCCAAUUUAUAUUGACAAAGAGCUUUACCCCGUGGUGACGGGAGGUGUGACGGAGACCCAGGAGCUGCUCCGUCAGAGGUUCGACCACAUCUUCUACACCGGGAACAGCAUGGUGGGCAGAGUGGUCAUGGAGGCCGCCUCCAAACACCUGACGCCCGUCACCCUGGAGCUGGGCGGCAAGAGUCCCUGCUACAUCGACAAGGACUGCGACAUAAGCAUAGCCUGCAGGCGCGUCGCCUGGGGAAAAUACACAAACUGUGGUCAGACGUGCAUCGCCCCAGACUACAUCCUGUGUGAGCCCAGCGUCCAGGACCGGGUCAUCCAAGAGGUCAAGAAGGCUGUUAAGGAGUUCUACACAGACAACCCAAAAACCUGCCCAGACUACGGACGCAUCAUCAAUCAACGCCACUUCAAGAGGAUCAUGGGCUUGUUAGACGACACCACGGUCGCAGCAGGAGGAGACAACGAUGAGGCAGACUGUUUCAUAGCUCCCACAAUCCUGCGGGAUGUGAAGCCCGAAGCAAAGGUGAUGCAGGAGGAGAUUUUUGGACCCCUGCUUCCCAUCCUGCCUAUCAGUGGCCUGGAUGAGGCCAUCAAGUACAUAAAUAAGAGAGAGAAACCUCUGGCCCUGUACGUCUUCUCAUCACAUGACAAGGUGAUACACAGAAUGAGAGACGAGACCUCCAGUGGAGGAUUUCUGGCCAACGACUGUCUGGUUCACUUUUCGGUCAACUCGUUGCCAUUUGGGGGAGUAGGAAACAGUGGAAUGGGCUGCUACCACGGCAAGUACAGCUUUGACCAGCUGAGCCAUCUGCGUGGCUGUCUCAUCAAAAAACUGAACAUGGAGGGGGUGAAUAGCAUGAGGUAUCCACCUCACACACCUAAGAAACUGGGCUGGGCUCGCUUCUUCAUCCUGAAGACGGCCAACCUGGGCUGGAUGGGCCGCAUGGUGCUCUUUGCUGUUGUGGCUGUGGUGGCUGCUGCAGUGCUGCAGAAAUAUCUCCUUUGAGGACGUCCUUCUGCUUCCUGAGCAGCAAGUCUUCUGUCUUUACUUUGCUAUGCAACAAGUUAUAACAAGUCCAAUCAGCAUUUUCAAUGAGAUGGCCCCUUAGGUGUUGCCUUAAUCAAUAGACAUUUCAAUAAACCUAUAGAGCUCAUUAUAGAAAAUGACUUAUUUUCAGGAAUGCUAUUAUUUAUUAUCAUGUAUGGCCCUUAAAUUUGUUUUGAGUAUCACUAUAUUCAGUUCAUUUUAAAGGAGACAUAUUAUUGAUUAUGCAUCUGUGACGUGCUUUGGUCACAAUACCACGGAUCAGAAGUUGUGAAGGCUGAAUAAUUCUGCUGUGAAUUUGUUUAUUUCAUGGGAUUGCACAUAUUUUUUUUUUAACAUCACGUCAUAAAAACAAAAUAUGGGACAAAACAUACAAUUUUAAUGAAGUAACAACAAGGCCUACCGCACAGUUUUAGGUUUAAGGAACAAUAGAUGAGAAGGACUGGAAAGAUGAAGUUCAUCUAUUUUAAUCACGACUGUUUUUAUUGUGUUUUUUACUUUUCUUUCUCUGAGUUGGCUGGGAAGUCAAACUGGAGCAUGUGAAGGACAUUUUUAUUAAAUACAGCAAAAGCCUCCAGCAGCUGGAAGUUUUCUAGGAAAUUGUUUUGUGAUUAGUUUAAACAAUAUCAAAAUGAUUCCCGUAUCUCACCAUUAACAUUUCAAGAGUUUGUAAUUAAUAAAUGAAUAAAUACAUAUAUAUUUGAUUUUAUUAGUAAAAUAAAUAUAUUCCUAUUUGCUUAAA
Cololabis saira (Pacific saury) is the source of this 2409-nucleotide messenger RNA. RefSeq names its product aldehyde dehydrogenase 3 family, member A2b (gene aldh3a2b). The record is from RefSeq and is a predicted model, not a curated record. Gene Ontology annotation, biological process: aldehyde metabolic process. Gene Ontology annotation, molecular function: aldehyde dehydrogenase (NAD+) activity. Gene Ontology annotation, cellular component: cytoplasm. The coding region runs from base 159 to 1628 and encodes 489 amino acids. The transcript is spliced from 11 exons. NCBI's taxonomy places the organism in Eukaryota, Metazoa, Chordata, Actinopteri, Beloniformes, Belonidae.